GCGAUCGGGGUGGACGACCAGCUGCAGGCUCCGGAACCGCCGCUGCAGCUGCUGCGCGUCGACGCGAAAGGAGCGGUCACUGCAGCCAACAUGUCUCGAGAGACUGCAAGUGAAGCACAGCAAUCUCAGGGUGCCCAGCAGUCACAGGUUGCCACCAGUUCCUCUUCCAGUGGGUCACAGAGUACCAGUCAGUCUUCUUCAAGUUCUGGAACCCUCAGUUCUUUGGACACUGUUCUCACUCAGGAGCUCCCGCCAAUCCCUGAGGACCAGGAGUCCGAAGAGUUUGUUCCUCACCCUUGGGGUCGACUCUUUGCACUUGGAAAAGGUUUCAGCAAUUGCGACUGUGUGAAUGAUGAAUACUGGUUUGGACGAGACAAAAGUUGUGAUUACAGCUUUUCUAAGCUAGGGUUGUCUGAGACUGGUUUCUACCAAAACUACAGCAAGAAGCAUUUCCGGAUUUUCAGGGAAAUGGGCCCCAAAAAUGCCUAUGUUGCCUACAUUGAAGACCACAGUGCCAAUGGAACUUUUGUUAAUAGAGAGCUCGUUGGAAAAGGGAAGAGGCUUCCACUGACUCACAACUCUGAAAUUGCACUGUCUGUAGCGACUAAUAAGGUGUUUGUGUUUUCUGAUCCUAUGGUGGAUGAUCAGUUGGUGUUUCCUAGAGAGUUGAGAGAGAAAUAUAUCAUGUCAAAGACUUUGGGAAGUGGUGCCUGUGGAGAGGUCAAGCUGGCCUUCGAGAAGAGCACCUGUAACAAAGUUGCAGUGAAGAUAAUCAAUAAACGGAAGUUUAUGGCAAGUGGCAUUAGAGAGGUGACCCCAGCUUUCAAUAUCAAUACAGAAAUUGAAAUUCUGAAGAAAAUAGAUCACCCUUGUUUAAUCAAGAUCAAAAACUUCUUCGAAGCAGAGGAUUACUACAUUGUUUUGGAACUAAUGGAAGGAGGAGAACUGUAUGACAGAGUGUCAAGGCCAGUCAAGAUGAAAGAAGCUAUCUGCAAGUUGUAUUUUUAUCAGAUGCUGCUAGCAGUAAAGGUACAUAAUGAUGAACUCUACACAGAAAAUAGGGUUCAGCACAUGAAGGUCACCCAGUAUCUCCAUGACAAUGGAAUUAUACACCGAGAUCUAAAGCCAGAGAAUGUGCUGCUAUCAUCUUCUGAAGAGACAUGUCUUAUAAAGAUUACAGACUUUGGACAAUCCAAGAUUCUUGGGGAAACUUCUCUUAUGAAAACAUUAUGUGGUACCCCCACGUAUCUUGCUCCUGAGGUUCUAAAUUCACUUGGGACUGCUGGAUACAGCCAAGCGGUGGACUGCUGGAGUUUAGGAGUUAUUCUUUUUGUAUGCUUGUGUGGAUAUCCACCAUUCAAUGAGCAAAACACUCAGCUGUCUCUGAGAGACCAGAUCACUCGUGGAGAGUACACCUUCAUUGCAAAGGAGUGGAAGCAUGUCUCAGAUGCGGCUCUGGACCUUGUGAAGAAGCUCUUAGUGGUGGAUCCAAGCAAGCGUCUGACAACAGAAGGAGCUUUAGAGCAUCCUUGGCUUCAGGAUGAAGAUAUGAAGAGUACAUUUCAACAGCUCCUUGCUCAGGCAUGUGCCAGUAUGAACCCCCCCCAGACAUGGAAAAUGCCAACCACAAGAAAGCGUCCCCAUGAAAAUGAGGAAGAAGCUGGCUCUGCUAAGCGUGCUGUUCCUUCUACAUCAUUGCAGAAAAUGAAGUGAAUGUUUGUUAAUUAGAGCUUUUCUUUAUGGAAGGCUGAACUUCUAUUUAAAAAAAAUCUUAAUAAUGGAAUUACUGUUGAAGAUGCAAUUGCUAAAUAAAUUUGUAAGAACUUAA
Messenger RNA from Pogoniulus pusillus (Red-fronted tinkerbird), 1828 nucleotides. It is a transcript of the gene CHEK2, whose product is annotated as checkpoint kinase 2. Gene Ontology annotation, molecular function: protein serine/threonine kinase activity; protein binding; ATP binding. Gene Ontology annotation, cellular component: nucleus; cytoplasm. The record is from RefSeq and is a predicted model, not a curated record. Gene Ontology annotation, biological process: protein phosphorylation; mitotic DNA damage checkpoint signaling. Bases 91 to 1713 code for a protein of 540 amino acids. The transcript has 15 exons. NCBI's taxonomy places the organism in Eukaryota, Metazoa, Chordata, Aves, Piciformes, Lybiidae.